Mus musculus (house mouse) is the source of this 6225-nucleotide messenger RNA. It is a transcript of the gene Mex3a, whose product is annotated as mex3 RNA binding family member A. Gene Ontology annotation, cellular component: cytoplasm; P-body; cytosol. NCBI's taxonomy places the organism in Eukaryota, Metazoa, Chordata, Mammalia, Rodentia, Muridae. Bases 450 to 2012 code for a protein of 520 amino acids. Gene Ontology annotation, molecular function: RNA binding; nucleic acid binding. The record is from RefSeq and is marked validated. The transcript has 2 exons.
AAAAGAGUUUGAGCGCUGGAAGGGGCUGGGCUCUAUUGGGGGCCACUGAGCGACGCUCCGGGACUGGGGCUCGGUGCGGGAACCUAAGGGGGCGUCUGCUCGGCGGAGGGUAGAGACUCUGGGUCCGAGGCGGAGGGGUGGGGGCUAGGGCCCGCAGCCCCCCACCCCACCCCGUCACCCCGGAGCGAGAGGAGAUCUGCUUUCUUGGUUUUGCUUCUUUUCCCCCACCCCCACCCGGGGGCUGGGGCGAGGGGAGUCAGGUUACAGGGUGCUUGGGGAGGGGGGCUUAGGGGUGGGUCUAUCUUUCUAUCUCGCUUUCUUCCCCCCUCCCCAGCUCUUUGUUCCCCCUCCCCACACACCCCCUCCUCUCCUCUCCCCUCCCCUCCUCUCUCCUCUUCUCCCUUCCACCACCUCUCUCUCUCCCUCUCUCCCCCAGCUUUUGUUUCGCCAUGCCUAGUCUAGUGGUAUCUGGAAUAAUGGAAAGAAAUGGGGGCUUUGGAGAACUAGGAUGUUUCGGGGGAAGCGCUAAGGACCGAGGGCUGCUGGAAGACGAGCGCGCCCUUCAGCUGGCUCUUGAUCAACUCUGCCUCCUGGGUUUGGGGGAGCCCCCCGCCCCCACGGCGGGCGAGGACGGGGGAGGUGGGGGGGGCGGCGCCCCCGCGCAGCCGGCCGCCCCCCCGCAGCCGGCCCCGCCGCCGCCGCCCGCGGCGGCCCCGGCCGCCCCGAGCGCGGCCCCCGCGGCGCAGACGCCCCAGCCCCCCACCGCCCCCAAAGGGGCGAACGACGCCAAGCUCUGCGCGCUCUACAAAGAGGCCGAGCUGCGACUGAAGGGCAGCAGCAACACCACGGAGUGCGUUCCCGUGCCCACCUCCGAGCACGUGGCCGAGAUCGUGGGCAGGCAAGGCUGCAAGAUUAAGGCUCUGAGGGCCAAAACCAACACCUACAUCAAGACACCUGUGCGAGGUGAGGAGCCAGUGUUCAUGGUGACUGGGAGGCGGGAAGACGUGGCCACAGCCCGGCGGGAGAUCAUCUCUGCAGCUGAGCACUUCUCCAUGAUAAGAGCCUCACGCAACAAGUCUGGCGCCGCCUUUGGCGUGGCCCCUGCUCUGCCAGGCCAAGUGACCAUCCGUGUACGAGUACCCUACCGCGUGGUGGGACUGGUGGUGGGCCCCAAGGGAGCGACCAUCAAACGCAUCCAGCAGCAGACCAACACGUACAUCAUCACUCCCAGCCGGGACCGCGACCCCGUGUUUGAGAUAACCGGCGCACCGGGCAACGUGGAGCGUGCGCGGGAGGAGAUCGAGACGCACAUCGCUGUGCGCACCGGCAAGAUUCUUGAAUACAACAGCGACGGCGACUUCCUGGCUGGCAGCCCUGACGCUGCCUUGGACAGCCGCUACUCAGACGCCUGGCGGGUGCAUGCUCCAGGCUGUAAGCCGCUCUCCACCUUCAGGCAGAACAGCCUGGGCUGCAUAGGCGAAUGCGGCGUGGACUCGGCCUUUGAGGCCCCGCGCCUAAGCGAGCAGGGCGGGGACUUUGGCUACAGCGGAUAUCUGUUUCCGGGCUACGGUGUGGGCAAGCAGGACGUGUACUAUGGCGUGGCAGAGACAAGCCCCCCGCUGUGGGCGGGUCAGGAGAAUGCCACGCCCACCUCGGUGCUCUUCUCCUCUGCCUCCUCCUCCUCCUCUUCAGCCAAGGCACGCGCGGGCCCCCCAGGCGCGCAUCGCUCUCCUGCCACCUCUGCGGGGCCAGAGCAGCUGACCGGGCUCCCUCGGAGGCCACCCGGAGAGCCACUGCAGGGUUUCUCUAAACUGGGGACAGGCGGGCUGCGGAGCCCCGGCAGCGGGCGGGACUGCAUGGUGUGCUUUGAGAGUGAAGUGACAGCAGCCCUGGUGCCCUGUGGACACAACCUUUUCUGCAUGGAGUGUGCAGUACGCAUCUGCGAGAGGACGGACCCAGAGUGUCCUGUCUGCCACAUCACCGCCACACAAGCCAUCCGAAUAUUUUCCUAAGCUCCAUGUCCCUGGUCUCCUGGGCCCGCUCCCUCGGGUGCUGCCCUGGACCUGUAGGGCUUUUUGAAAAAUCAGUGACUACAGGGCAAGGUGCUUGGAAAUAUUCACUCGCUGGGGUGGGGACAAGGAGGCCUGAGUGGCUGGGGGCGGGGCCAUUUUCAGAGCCUCUGGUUACCCUUUGGGAGGGGCCAUAAGUUUUACUAGAGUUACAACUCUGAUACCUCAACACACCCUUAAAUCUGGAAGCAGCUAAGAGAAGCUUUUGUUUAGCCAGAAGUGGCCACCAGGACACACAUCCUGACCUUUCCCUUCUCCCUAUCCACAUGUCAUUUUGCCCCUUCUCUGGAGGGGUAAGAACAGGGAGACUUGCCAUCUGUAGUUAGAGGUGCUCUUCCUGAUUCGCUAGCCCUCUGGUCCUGACCUCCCAUCUCCUAACAUGACCCUUUAGCCCACACACACACACACACACACACACACACACACACUCACUCACUCACUCAUAUCCUGAGUUCCCAACAGUAUAGGGAGAUGGGGGCCUAUUAAAGAUCUGCAUAGAUCUUCCAGGGUGAUGGAGGAUGUCGAUAAAGGGCUCACAACUUACCCAUCUUACAAAGCUGGGCUAGAGAUCUGGAAAGGGGCUUCUCUUCCCCCUUCAAUUGUUUGCUUGGCUUUUCCCCCAAUUUUUUUUUGUUUGUUUGUUUCUGGAUCUGCCCUUUGGUUUCUGUUGUUGUUGUUGUUGUUUUCCCUAUUCUGUCCCCCUCUCCCUCAGCCCCCAGCCACAUGUUUCUUUCCAUCCUCUUACCUCUUCUAGCCCAGCUUUGGGGAUAUCAUUUUCUUGGGAGAGAAGUCUGGAGAGUGUUUUGAUAGCCCCCACCUCCAGUUCCUCUUCAUGUAGAGGACAGCCCUUUUCCCCCACUCCUCCAAAGAAUCAGUUUGAGACGGGAAACUAGUAAUGGGGUACAUGAAAGGUUGGAACCCUGCCUUUAUCAUCUAUGGGCAUUAUACUUAGGGAGCAUCUUAUCCUGGGUCUUCUGCCCAAGGCAAGGGAAAGCCAAAAGUAGGAAAAGUCCUGGGGCAAGAGAGAUGUGUCUGGACGGGCUCCCCUCCCCCUCACCUGCAGUGGCCUACCCCCGACCUCUCUCUGCACCUAGCUGAACCAUUAUUGAGUCCUUAUUAGCCACAAAUCAUGAAUUCUCUGUCUUACCCACUGGCUGAGGAGAGAGGCCAGAUCUUUGGUGAGGGGUCAGGCCAGGGCAAAGCAGGAUUGGGGUGCGGUGGAGCCUGUUACAGGAAUCAGGUAUUGUGAUAGGUCUAGCACCCCUUCACUACUCCUCUUGCUCACUUGUGUCUGUCAGCAGCCUCCUACUCUCCCGGGUUCCGCUGGUCGGGCCAGGAGAGGAUGGGUGACCAGGAGGCCCAGGAGAUGCUUGUAUAUAAUUGGGUGGGAUAUUCUGAGCUCUAGCUCAGGAGUCCCACUCUUCCUGGAUGGGGAAAGGAUGUGGGAUGAGGGCAGAGGGAGGUCUCUCUCUCUCCUGCCUCUUGUGAAUUAACUUGCCUCUCCUCAGCCUUCCCCUCCAGACCACCAGCCUGGGAGGGGAGAGGAAGGAGGUCACAGCCCAGAAAACUGGCCUGUGGCAGCUUCCCUCCUUUCCAUCAAUGUGAGCCAUCUUGAGAUGUCUGUACAAUAGAAACCAAACCAAAUGGGCACCCUGGGUUGCCCAGGGGCAGGGGAUGGGAGGGGGGUGGGAAGAAGGGAUGUCUGUCUGUCAGUCCCCUCCCCCUCUCCACUCCUUACCCACAAAGGCAAAAGACUGUUACACUAGGGGCUCCACAGAUCCAAUCCCACCCUUGCUGAGUGAGCCUUUCCUAGAAACAAGCGCAAAAGUGAGCGAGCAGCAAAACAAAGCAAUGGGGGAGUGAGAUGGGCGACCAACAGAGGAGAGGAAACAAAAAUAGCAAAAAAAGAAAAAAAAGCAGUUCUUUAUAAUUUAAUAUUCUAUUUUAAUAAAGGCAUUUAUUACCGUAUAAAUGUAGCAAAGAACCUGGGCUAAUAUGAAAAAAAGACUUUUUAUUAGGUAAUUUAUUAUAUGAAAAGGAUAUUUUAUUUUAUGAUAAAGUGAUCCUUAAAAAAAAAAACUUUAGAAGGUUUAGAAUAUAUGUAGGGAGAGAAGAAAAAAAAUACAUUUGUAUUCAGAGUUAAAUCUUAAAAAAAGUUUUUAAUAUAUGUUCGGGUUUAUGUUCUUUUUUUUCCCCCACUUCUUUUUGGGGAGAAAUGUCAUUUGCUUUUCUUGGGGGAGCAUCCUGGGGUGGAUGGUGGAGAGGGGAUAGGGAGUUGGUCCCUUCUGGGGCCCCCACCAGUAGAUUGGAUUUCAUUCUGUGGGCUCCCCUCCCCCUCCCCCUCAGGGGAGCCGGCAGAGCCAAACAAAGGAAGGGAUUAACCAGAAAGGAAGCAGCUUUGGGACUAAGGACUGAGGGUCCUGGAGUGUCCCUCCUUCCCCUACCCUGUGCCAGGGGCAGUCAGGAGGGAAAACCAGAACUGAGGCCUAGUUGGCCGACUGAAACCCUCAGAGGUGUGAGAUUUAAGAGAAAUAGAUUUUUUUUAACCAAAAAAUUAAAAAAAAAAAUGAGAAAGAAAAACCGAGGGGUUUAAAAGAAGAGAAUACUACAAAAUAAUUCAAAUUUAUUUCAUAUAAUCCUAGAGAAAGAAAAAGAAUUACUAGUUACUUAGUAGACGAUACUCAAGAUAGCUUAAAGUUUAGUAGCAUUGUGGGCCCCUGAGCCCGGUAGAAUGUAUAAAAGUAUGGGGGAAGAAAAAGAAUAGAGGCCAGUGGCUGAGCUGCCCUAUCCCUGGGGACAGGGCUAGAGCAGGCUGCUAGCUGAGAUUGGGAGCUUCCAGUCUGCUGGGGUUGAUUCUGAGAAUCCUUGGGUUUAAGUGUGGGAUAAGUACAGGAGAGGCUCUGUCCCAGGGUCUUUGCAAGGGUACACACUGGUCAUCCGAAGCUCAGUGCAGCUCGGCUGAGCCUGGCCAUCUGUUAGGAAGCCCCUACUCCUAAUGUCCAACCCUCCCAGGCCACCCUGAGGAAGUCCUUGAAGUCACCUCGGUCCAUCUUGCUACCAGUGGGUUCAAGAGCCAGGUGGAGCUAUUCUGUGAAUGAGCCAGCAACUGCUGAUCAGCUUAGCCUCCAGCACCCAUGCAGUAUGAGAGCGGCAUUGCAGUUUCUAGCGCUGUUUCCCUUCACAUCUGUAGUGGGGAUUUUGUUCAUUUGUUGUUUUUUGACACAGGGUCUGUAGCUCAGUCUGGCCUUAAACUAGCAGCCAUCUUGCUGCCUUUAGUUGCUGGGCCUACAAGGUUCGCACCACUACUCCUGGCUUCAUGGAGUCUCAAAGAAGUUAACAUUCCACGAAAGACUUCCGACUCAGGAAGUAGAGUGCAAGUAUUGUCCUUAUGAGCCUGGGAGAACUCCCCCACCCCAUCCCACCCCCAAGAACAGAUAAAAGUGCAGGAACUUGGGUGGCCUCUGUGCAACCCUUGUGUCACAGCUCCCAGCUGUGUUCAGAUAAGAAUCACCCAUUAGGGCCACAUCACAUCAUCUUCCCCACAGAAAUCCGGAAGCCUGGCUUUGCAUGUGAGAAAUAGGCAUUUUUAAGCACUUGCCUUCUUUCCAUCAGCCCCAGCUAGCAAUCAGAUCGGGAAUGGGAGAGGCCUCUUGGCUUUAGCUUAAGCAAGCGGGACACCAGUGAUUGACAUUGCCACUUCUUGACCCUAGAGCCCAAACACUUCUCCCUCUCCGCAGUUUACUCUUCUCACCCCAUCUAGAGACUAGAAGUCCCCCUGCCCUUUUUGCCCUAGGACCCUCAGUAGUUGGAGAUGGUAGCAUCUGGGAAUGGGGAGGAUUUCCCUAGCAUGCUCGAGGGUGAGUGCUCAGAGGGUCGAGUGGUUGGGUGGAGACAGCCCUGGGGCAGGGAAGAUGGUCUCUCCACUGUAGAAAGUAGAGUAGGAUCGUGGUCAGACUUAAUUUGAGGCAUCCAGUGACUCAUACAAAUCACCAAGGAAGAUUUCAAAUGCAAAGUAAAGGUGGGAAAUAAAACAGACCCAUGAAUUAAUCAAGUCAAAGUGAUGUUGCACACAAUGCAGAGAAACCAAGAAGGGGGAGGGUUAAUGUAUUAAAUGUGCUAUUGAGAAGUUAAUUUUAUUAAAAGUAUUAUUACUUAA